UUUGAUGUGGUGACAGAUGACGGAUAGUCUGUGAUAAAAAUUAAAAUACCUUACAAAGAAACCAAGAAAGUACAAAGUUUGAGUGUUUUCUAAUUUAAAAUAUUGUUGUUUAUUUUGUAAAAGAUAAUAUUAUAGCAAAAUGUCGGAAAGAAAAGUUUUAAACAAAUACUAUCCUCCGGAUUUCGAUCCUUCGAAAAUUCCUCGUAUGAAAUUGGCGAAAAAUCGUCAAUACACAGUACGUUUGAUGGCCCCAUUUAACAUGCGAUGUGCAACUUGUGGCGAAUAUAUUUAUAAGGGGAAGAAGUUUAAUGCACGAAAAGAAGAUGUCGAGAAUGAAGAUUACCUGGGCAUAAGAAUAUACAGAUUUUACAUAAAAUGCACUCGCUGUCUGCAAGAAAUAUCUUUUAAGACAGAUCCGAAGAAUACAGAUUAUGAAAUUGAGGCAGGUGCUACUAGAAAUUUUAUGGCAUUAAAGUUGGCAGAGGAACAGGCUAAAAGGGAAGAAGAAGAACAAAAAGAGGAAGAGGCAAACAACCCUAUGAAAUUAUUAGAAUAUAGAACUGAACAAUCCAGGCAAGAAAUUGAGUUGUUAGAAAGUCUUGAGGAGCUGAAGGAGCUUAACCGUAGACAGCGUACUGUAGACUACGAGGGUUUGCUUAAACAGUACCAGGCAGAAACUGCAGAAGAAAGAAAGAUAAGAGAAGAAAAAGAAGACAAUGAAUUCAUUAAAUCAGUGAAAUUCAACAACACAACCAAACACAAAAUCGUAACUGAAGAAAUAAUUGAAGAAGUGCAAGAUGAUGAACCAAAAGCAAAGAACAUUAAAAUCGAAAGUGACACGAAACCCAUAGAACCUGUUUCAAAGAAAAAAAAUGAGACAUGGAAUCGAAGUUUGGGUGUCAUAUCUAAGAAACCAGCGCUAGCGAAUCUCGUGAGAAAGAAAACUGAGGAAACAAAGGUUGGAGUAGAAGAAAAUGGAGGAGAAAGUGUAAAAGUGCAAAAACAAGAAAAUGUGUGUGGAAACAGUAGUGCGAGUGUCCCCACUGCAUCGGGACUUUCGUUGUUGGCCGGCUAUUCAGGCAGUGACAGUGAUUCACAGUGAGUGAUUUGUUUUUACAUUGACAUAUCAUAUCACAUACAAAAAUAUACAUCAGUUACAAAAAUAUAUUUAUUUUUCUUACUUAAUCAUAACCAAUAGAGAGAAACAAUGUGCAGAGAUAAAUAUAUAGCAUACCAUCAUUGACCUCUUAUAAUAAAAGGAUGCACAAACAUGUAGAAAAAUUCUCUUAAAACUGGCCAAUUUUGCUUUGACAGUUUUAGAAUUAUUGGUAAAUAUAUAAUAAGAAUAUAUAAAAUAAAAGAAAAUUAUACCUAAA
This is a messenger RNA of Bicyclus anynana (squinting bush brown), 1376 nucleotides long. Its product is annotated as splicing factor YJU2. The record is from RefSeq and is a predicted model, not a curated record. The transcript is spliced from 5 exons. The coding region runs from base 140 to 1102 and encodes 320 amino acids. Gene Ontology annotation, biological process: mRNA splicing, via spliceosome. Lineage: Eukaryota; Metazoa; Arthropoda; Insecta; Lepidoptera; Nymphalidae. Gene Ontology annotation, cellular component: U2-type catalytic step 1 spliceosome.